AAUCGUAUCAAUAAAUAUCUCAAAAUGCAAUUAACAUGUUUUAUAUAUUGAGAUCCAGCCUCUCUCUCUGGCAAAACCUCCUAUUUUCACCAGUUCCUCCUACAUACAUUCUUUUUUUCCAUUUCAGUCACUCCUUUGAAUCUCUUCACCAUGAAGUCACUCUUUUUAUCCCUCAUGGUAUUGACUACUGCGUUAGCAACCCCCGUUUCCCAAAUCACUCCACUCAUCAAACCCGGCUUUGCACCGACAUUCAUUGAAACUUUCGCCGGCUAUCCGGGAUCACUGCCCUCAUCCAGGAAUUGGCUGUUCGACCUUGGAACUUCAUAUCCAGGCGGAGCAGAACGAUGGGGAAACAACGAGUUUGAAACCUAUACCAAUGAUCCUUCCAACGUAUAUAUCACAAAAGACCAAAAUCUGGCUAUCACGCCACGAUUUAAUAAUGGCAAUUGGACAUCGGCAAGGAUUGAGACUCAACGAAGCGACUUCGUUGCUGAAGAAGGAGGGCAAUUGCUUGUUGAGGCACGCCUCAAGCUCGGUGGAGCGCCGGCCUCAAAGAUGCAAGGCAUCUGGCCCGCGUUCUGGGCUUUGGGCAGCGAGUUCAGAGGCAACUACACAAACUGGCCGAUGGCUUCAGAGUGGGAUAUUCUCGAGACGAUCAAUGGUAAACCAACGGUUUAUUCAACAAUCCACUGCGGGUUUGCUCCUGGAGGGCCAUGCAACGAGUAUAACGGCAUUGGAAGUGGAGGCAGGGACUUUUCCAAGGGCGAGUUCCAUACACUAGGGUUCUUGGUUGACCGGAGCAUGUGCGGCAAAGGAAAAAAUGCUACUUGGCGAGACGAGUCGCUGAACUGGUUCCUGGAUGGAAAGAAGAUCUUCAACGUCACAGGUGCAACUGUUGGGGAUGAGCCAAGUUGGGUGCAGCUGGCGCAUAAGGAGCAUUUCCUGCUGCUUAAUGUGGCCGUUGGUGGAAACUGGCCUGGUGCACCAAACAACGCUACAAUUGAUGGGCCCUCGGUUAACAUGGAAGUGGAUUAUGUUGGUGUUUGGAACUCAUUGUAAGAUGAUUCAUUUUCUUACUUACCCUGCUACAUAUUUUAUUCCUAUUAUGCAUUUUCUAGGGUUACAUUUAGAGAGAGGUACUUUUUACAGUAUAACAUCUUCUUGAGGAAGCGUUUCUAAACCUGAGCUGUAUACAAAAGAUACCCAAGAUGUCAAUUCACAUCGC
This is a messenger RNA of Fusarium verticillioides 7600, 1225 nucleotides long. RefSeq lists its product as hypothetical. Lineage: Eukaryota; Fungi; Ascomycota; Sordariomycetes; Hypocreales; Nectriaceae. Gene Ontology annotation, biological process: carbohydrate metabolic process. The transcript has a single exon. Bases 151 to 1059 code for a protein of 302 amino acids. The record is from RefSeq and is a predicted model, not a curated record. Gene Ontology annotation, molecular function: hydrolase activity, hydrolyzing O-glycosyl compounds.